GGACCUCAAUGUGACCGAGAUAAAGGCGAGGAGACUGGUGUUGGAAAGACAGCAGCCCAAGACUGGAUGACGAAGCAUCCCCUUGUUGGACGGGAGUCGGAAAUGAAUAAUCUCCGUCAAUAUACUUCAAAGGCACGUUUCUAUUCAUUUGAAGUUAUGUCCGUGUGGGGGAUAGCUGGCGUUGGGAAAUCAGCUCUCCUGAAAAACUUGCUGUGCGACACAGUUCUUAACGACUGCAGACUAGUUGAGAAAACCAAACCCAGCAUAUUUGACAAGUAUGCCUGGGUGGAUGUAUCCUAUCCAUUCAAUUUGAGAGAAUUCUCUCGGAGUUUACUAUUGAGUUUUCAUUCCCAAUCUCUUCAAGCCAACAAGGACCAUGAUAUUGAUAUGAUGGGAAGCAAAAACCCCAUUCUAGAGUGCCGUGGGAUUCUUAAACAGGUUAGGUGCCUCGUUGUCAUUGAUGGUAUCGAGUCCACGAAAGAAUGGGACUUGAUACAGGCUGAAUUGGUAUCUGGGUCUUCAAAGAACUGUAUUAUCAUCGUUACCGCUGAAGAAAGCGUUGCCAGGCAUUGCCGCGGAAAUAAAGGGGAGCUCACGUUUAAUGUUAAAGGUCUACAAGCUGAUGAUGCCCUUGCUCUCUUUAAAGAGGAGGUUACCAGGAAGAAUAAAUCAUUCCCUUCAAAAUAUCAUGACCCAGAUCUGGAGGUUCAACUUCACGAACUUACUCUGAAGUGCGGGGGUCUUCCCAAAGUGAUAAUUGCUAUUGCUGGCUUAUUGGCACCAUUGAAGCCUGACACAUUCAAGGAUACUGUUCGUUAUUUGAAUGAUGGAUUUAUGGAUCAUAUAGAGACUAACCGAGAGUUUGAUUGUCUAAGUGGUCUUUUUGGUUGGAUGAACUCCAUCAUACUUAAUCCCCCAGAUUUCCUCAAGCCAUGUAUCUUUUACCUGGCAAUUUUUCCUCCAAACCAAAUCAUUCGGCGGAGACGGCUAAUAAGGCGGUGGAUCGCAGAGGGAUACUCAAGGGUACUAUUGGAAAAACAUGGCGAGGAGAAUGCGGAGAAGUUCUUCUCACAGCUCCUAGAAAAGAGCAUAUUCCAGCAGGUAACACAACUAAGUGGCACCACACUGAAUGACACAAGGAUGAGUUUUUACCAGGUCAAUGGUCUCAUUCGCGAGUACAUUGUAUCACGACGAAUGGAAGAGAACCUUGUGUUUGAAUUGGGAGGCAGGAGUUCUGUCCUAACCAGCCAAAGCACAGGGCGUCACCUUGUCAUAUCAAGCCGGGACACAGAAAAAACUGUGUUCGAGAGCAUCGACUUCUCACGGCUAAGGUCA
This is a messenger RNA of Triticum dicoccoides, 1335 nucleotides long. RefSeq names its product disease resistance protein PIK6-NP-like. NCBI's taxonomy places the organism in Eukaryota, Viridiplantae, Streptophyta, Magnoliopsida, Poales, Poaceae. The annotation marks the transcript as partial. The transcript has 2 exons. The record is from RefSeq and is a predicted model, not a curated record. Gene Ontology annotation, molecular function: ADP binding. Gene Ontology annotation, biological process: defense response to other organism.